Molecule: messenger RNA, 3561 nt
Organism: Mustela lutreola (European mink)
Lineage: Eukaryota; Metazoa; Chordata; Mammalia; Carnivora; Mustelidae
Gene: AP3M2
Product: adaptor related protein complex 3 subunit mu 2
Exons: 9
Coding region: 178-1434 (418 amino acids)
Biological process (GO): intracellular protein transport; endocytosis
Cellular component (GO): cytoplasmic vesicle; clathrin adaptor complex
Source: RefSeq, a predicted model, not a curated record
CCAGCCAAUCAGCAGGUGAGCGGCCUCCGGCGCGCGUGCGGGAGGCCGCCGAGGGGCGGGGCCUGUCUGCGCGUCGAAACGGUGGGCGCUGCGAAGAAUGAGGCUUGGGUUGAAAAUUGGCAGUUCUGAGACUUGCAGACCGAAGAAGACUUUUCUAUCUCACUGACAAUCUCCACCAUGAUUCAUAGCCUCUUCUUGAUCAACUCCUCUGGAGAUAUUUUCCUGGAAAAACACUGGAAAAGUGUGGUCAGCCGUUCUGUUUGUGAUUACUUUUUUGAGGCUCAAGAGAGAGCGACUGAGGCAGAAAAUGUACCUCCAGUUAUCCCUACCCCUCACCACUAUCUCUUAAGUGUUUACCGUCACAAGAUCUUUUUUGUGGCUGUGAUCCAGACAGAGGUUCCACCUCUAUUUGUUAUUGAGUUCCUUCACCGAGUAGUGGACACAUUUCAGGAUUAUUUUGGAGUCUGUUCAGAGCCCGUGAUCAAAGAUAAUGUGGUUGUGGUUUAUGAGGUACUAGAGGAGAUGCUUGAUAAUGGGUUUCCAUUGGCCACUGAGUCAAACAUCCUCAAAGAGCUGAUAAAGCCUCCCACGAUCCUUCGGACGGUCGUCAACACAAUAACAGGAAGCACCAAUGUGGGUGAUCAGCUUCCUACUGGACAACUGUCAGUGGUACCCUGGCGAAGGACUGGGGUGAAGUACACCAACAAUGAGGCCUAUUUUGAUGUGAUCGAAGAGAUUGAUGCCAUCAUUGAUAAAUCAGGUUCCACUAUCACUGCUGAGAUCCAGGGGGUCAUUGAUGCCUGUGUCAAGCUGACUGGAAUGCCAGACCUUACACUUUCCUUCAUGAAUCCCAGGUUGCUGGAUGAUGUCAGCUUCCAUCCUUGUGUUCGUUUCAAGCGCUGGGAAUCUGAGCGUAUCCUCUCCUUCAUCCCUCCUGAUGGAAACUUCCGCCUGCUCUCUUACCAUGUCAGUGCACAGAAUCUUGUGGCAAUUCCAGUGUAUGUCAAACAUAGCAUCAGUUUCCGGGACAGUAGUUCACUUGGACGCUUUGAAAUUACAGUGGGACCGAAGCAGACUAUGGGGAAGACCAUAGAGGGAGUGAUGGUCACCAGCCAGAUGCCCAAAGGGGUCCUGAAUAUGAGCCUCGCUCCAUCUCAGGGGACACAUACAUUUGACCCAGUUACCAAGAUGCUGUCAUGGGAUGUAGGAAAAAUAAAUCCCCAAAAGCUACCAAGUUUGAAGGGGACCAUGAGUCUUCAGGCUGGAGCUUCCAAACCGGAUGAAAACCCCACAAUUAACCUGCAAUUUAAGAUCCAGCAGCUGGCCAUUUCUGGACUCAAGGUGAAUCGUCUGGAUAUGUACGGAGAAAAGUACAAACCCUUUAAGGGCAUAAAAUACAUGACCAAAGCUGGAAAGUUCCAAGUUCGAACCUGAAGGGAGAGUUUUGCAAAAAGAACAGUUAUGAACGCUUUUUCAUUUCUUACUGUCUAAAAGUAAAAAUAUCAGCCUGUCUCCUAGGUCAGUAUCCCCUUCUGGACCCACCCACUCCCUUUUUUCCUUAGCCUUCCGUGCCAUGGAGCUAAUCAAGGGAGCGAAGGGUCGCCAGGGAGAACUGGACAGAACUGAAACACGAUCGGUGCCCAUUCAGUUCUGCAAGAAGAGAUGUGUGACGGGGGCAGAGACACUUGAUGCCACAUCUAACUAUUUUAAACAUGGUUACCAUAGAAAAAGAGUAGGAUUUGUUACUUGCUUGGCUUUAAUGAUACAAAGCCAGUGAAUGACUUCUUUUUGUUUUUUCAGGUAGAAAGAUUAGAAUGAAGGAAAGAAAGCUUAGAAGGAAAUGAAUGCUAGUCACAGAAAGGCCAGUUAAUAAUGAAUCUGAUCUAUUAGGGAGAAGAAAGGAAACAGUACCGAAGAAGUAUGAGGACACAGGCUCAAGUGAAAGGGGCAGAAAAAGCAGUCAAGCCCCACAUGAAGGAGGAGGGUUGGAAGGAAGAGUGGAGUUGGUUUCUGAUCCCUCUACUUUGAUAUAUUUAUAUAAAGUCAUCAGUACUUCUAGAAGUGAACUGGAAGCUUCCUAAAUUUGAGUCCACUAAUGACAUGGGAAACCCCAGUAGCUUUAGAUUUUCCCUUGAAGACUUAUGAUGAUAUCUGACCAGUUUUCAGGUACUAACUACUGUUUGCCUUUAGCACUUGGUCUGUCAUCUUCUGUGAGAAGGGGGUCUGCCCUCUUCCUGGCAGAGGCUGCCUGAAAUGCCCCUUUCCCUAACCCAAAAUGGUUUACUCACUUUACACUGCAGAAUUCACCAGCCUUUUUCCUGUUACCCAAGGGCAGUUGCAGAAAAGCCAAUCCUAUAAUCCCAGGGCAGCCAGAUUUUGUGUGUCAACAGUGUUGGGUGUAGAUGACCAACUUCCUCACAAAGUGCAUCACAGCUAUAACCCAGUCACUCCUUAGUUAACACUUGUCGGUGCUGGGCUAGUGCUGGAGCCUAAGCCUUGCUGUCUCACACUUUUCCAUCAGUAACCCUAAGUAAAAAGAAUGCUUACCAUUGAGAGGCAUGGUUAAUCCUGGAAGCUGCUCAGUAAAGUUAACUCCUUGGAGUCUUCUGUGCUCCAUUCUAUAAUAGAGCUAUUAGUAAUCUAAAUCUACUGGCCCAUCUUUGUUUCAAGAUAUAUAUAUAUCCUCUAAACCUUUGAAUAAAGCUGUUACUGAAGGAAGAUGGGCCAUGUUGAUCAUGUGUACCCCAGUUUAAGAAACAUGGCGGCUGAGGGAGUACCUCAGACUUUCCCAAUGGGUAAUUUUUAUUCAAGUUCAAUAUGCCUAUUACCCGUUUAAAUAUUUAUAUAAAAGACAGGUUUUAAAAAUUAUUAUUGUUCUAGCUAAAAGAGUGAUAUUGUGCUCUGCUUCAUGCAUGGAGAAAAAUAAAGACCUGUGCUCUCCAAACCUUACAUUUUUCUCUGAAGCCGUUUCUAAGUCCUUCAGCAAUUUUGUUUUGCGAGUUUUAUCUCCCUACUUCCUGAACUUGUUUUUCCUGCACAGUAAUGUUGCUUUGUGGUUUUCCUCUGGGAUGAAUUGUGUUGUAUACAAACAGGUGUGUUUCAUACUCCCAUCACUCCAGAAUUUGUCCCAAAUGACUAUGUCCUUUAUACACACCUGGCAGGGUAGGGGGAACAGCUCUGCCUAUGAUUCCAGAAUACUCAGAAUUACUUCUUCUAAGAGCUCUAGAGGAUUUGAAGGUUUCCUAGGUCAUAGGAAAACAGUCAGUCUUGGUUCCUGGAUGUUUUUAGGGUUAUACAUCCAGCUGUGAUAUUUCCUUCAGGACAGUUCAUCCUAAUUUCAAGGGAAGAACUUGAGGAGAAGUAAAAUAUCUAGGGUAUGGGACCCACAGGCCUUAGCAUAUGGAGUAAGGUAUCCUGCGUGUAGGAGACCUCGAGCCUAGCAGGGCAUUACUGCAACUGCCCAGCAGGGCAUCUUGGUUGAGCUGUUCAAUUCCAUAUGUGUUUAACAUGCGUGGAAGUAUCUCCUGUGUUUGAAUCGUAAUAAAGUUGAGUUUUACCAGU